AUGAGCACUGCACGCAGAGAGGAGGCAGCCGAGACCUCGGGGCCCGCAGAGCAAAAGAGGAGACCCGGGAGACCCAGGUCCCACAAGAAUCCCAGUGGAGAUCCCCUCCCAAAGAGACAGAGGGGCCGUCCCAAAGGAAGCAAGAACAAGGGACCACCCAAGGCAGCAACCAAGAUGUCUGAGGCGAGCGCGGAGAAGAGACCACGAGGACGACCCAGGAAGUGGCCUCAGCAAGACAUCCAGAAGACCUCUGCUCAGGGUUCUUAA
Molecule: messenger RNA, 267 nt
Organism: Labrus bergylta (ballan wrasse)
Lineage: Eukaryota; Metazoa; Chordata; Actinopteri; Labriformes; Labridae
Source: RefSeq, a predicted model, not a curated record